AUGGAUUUACCAACUUUGAUGCAUUUAUUGGGCUUUGAAUUUGCCUCUGAAUCAAAUUUAAAUUAAUAGUUACCCAUGGUUAAUUGUAAUGGAUAUACUGCAUUUAGAGAUGCUGUUUAUGCAGGAAAUAAAUUAAUGUUAGAACUAUAUAAUUUAUGUUGUAAAUUUGAUGUUCAAGAUCAUUAUAAGUUUGUACAUGUAAUACUUACUGAUGGGGAAGACAAUAGAUCGAAAAUAUCCUUAUAAGAAUUUCUAGAUUAUCAAAGUUUAUUAUAAUUAUUACUUUAAAAAAAUAUUCUAUAAACAUUUUACAUAGGAGUAAAUGUGGAAAACAAUUAAAUUGUUAAAUAAGAAAUGUAAGCUAUACUUAAAUGUAGUGGAAAUUCUGCUGAGUAUCAUUCAAUUAGUAGUAAUGGAAUUAAUGAUAUAUUUUAAAAAAUAUAAAUGAAAAUUGGAAUUAAAGUUGAAUAAAGAAACUUAGUAAUAGGAAAUCAAUAAGCAACUAUUUCUUUAAGAUAAUAAUAGAUAUCACCAAUUAUUUAAGUGUAAAUUAACCAUUAUAUUGUGUUAUUCAAUCUUGAUAUAUCUUAAUCAAUGUAAUCUCAUUGGAAUAAAGUUUGUUAAGCUGUGAAAGGUUUUUUAGCUAAUCUUGGAUCAAAUGAUUUAGUUUUAGGAAUUAUAUUUAAUGAAUAAGUUUAAGUUCUUUAGGCAAAUGACAAUCAAAAAUAUAUUUAAAAUUAAGAAAUUAAUUAAGAUCCUCAAUCUGAUAGUGAAAAUUAAAAUGAGCAAAUUUUAGAUUAUGAUGAUUUUUAAGAUUAAGAUUAAGAUGAUAAUUAAGAUGAUUAUUAGGAUGAUAAUUAAGAUUAUGAUUAAGACUAUAAUCAAGAUUAAGGUUAUAAUCAAAAAUAAUCUAAACAAUAAAAUAAAUAAUAAAAUAAAUAAUAAAAUAAAUAAUAAAUAAAAUAAUAAAUAAAAUAAUAAAAAUAAUAAGAACAAUCAAAAUAAAUUUAAGAAUAACAAAUUGAUAAACCAUAAAAUUAAAAAUGUAGUUGUUAAGUUAGUUGUUAGAUUUUUUGA
Molecule: messenger RNA, 1077 nt
Organism: Paramecium primaurelia
Lineage: Eukaryota; Ciliophora; Oligohymenophorea; Peniculida; Parameciidae
Source: the annotation of a GenBank genome assembly